Molecule: messenger RNA, 1263 nt
Organism: Tetrahymena thermophila SB210
Lineage: Eukaryota; Ciliophora; Oligohymenophorea; Hymenostomatida; Tetrahymenidae
Product: PhoD-like phosphatase
Exons: 8
Source: RefSeq, a predicted model, not a curated record
AUGAUGUAAAAACUAAUAUUAGUUUUCUUAAUUAAUCUUUUACUGCAUAAUUGCUAGUAAAUAAUUUAAACAAAAGAUGAAACAGGAAAUCAUAUUAAAUUUAUAUUUGCCUCUUGUUUUGCUUUUGAUAGAUAAUAAAAACACGGACCAGUAUCACUUUUUCAUAAUAUAACCAAACACAAUCCUGAUAUAUUCGCUUGGUUGGGAGAUGCUGCAUAUGUUUAUAAUUUUACUCAAGCAUAGCAACUAUUUGAUUCAACUACAAAUGACCCAGGGUAUCAAAAAUUGUUAUAAAAUAAUUAAACAAAAAUAAUUGGAAUUUGGGAUGAUCAUGACUAUGGUGUAAAUGAUGGUGAUAGACUACAUAUACAAAAAGAAGAAAUGAGAGAAAUAUUUUUGAAUUUUUUAAACGAACCUAAAGAUAGUAUUAGAAGAACUUAGCAAGAUGGAAUAUACACUUCUUAUUAUUUGGGUCACACAAAGUAAGUAAAAUUAGUUAUGCUUGAUGUUAGGUAUUCUAGAGACCCUUAUCGAAAAGGAGCAACAGAAAUGUUAGGUGAGGCUUAGUGGAAAUGGCUUGAUAAUGAAUUUUAGGAUGAAAAUGCUAAUGUCAUCUUAUUGACUAGUGGUAUGUAAGUUUUACCAGAUGAUAGACUUGUAACUGAAUAUUGGUACAAUCAAAGUAGGGAAAGGCUUUUUGAUCUCUUUAAAAAGUAUAAGGAUACAAAAAGAGUUGUCAUCUUGAGUGGAGAUGUUCACUUUGCAGAAAUUUUAUCAGAACCUGAUUCUAUUUAAACAAUAGGUUACACUCUUUUUGAAAUUACUAGUAGUGGAAUUUCUCAUAGCUUGGGUUAUUCUAAGUUCCCAAAAUUUUUUAUCGAUACUUUCCUGCCUAACACCUACAGUGAAAAAAAACACAGGUUAUUUGAUUUAAACUAUGCUGUCGCUGAUAUUUAAAUAGAUUCAAAUAACAAAAAUAAUACAAAAAUUAAUUUUGUCAUUUACGAUAAACACGAAAACCCUAAACUUUCAAUUACUAUUCAGCCUUGGGAAAACAUAAAAGAAUCACACACCCAAACUUUUUUAAAUAGAAGUAGUCAUUACCUUAUUAGGUUUACUUUACAAGUAUGGAGAAACUAUUUUUUUGAUUAUUGUGAAAUAGGGAUAUUAAUAAUUGUCAUUGCUAUUUUCAUAAUCAAAACUAUUAAAUACUUAAUCAAUUUAAUUUUUAAGACAUUUCCAAAGAAAUUUAAGACAAACUGA